AUGAAGUUCCUCUCUGUAAGCGGCGUGGCUUUUAUCCUUAGUCUCUCUGGCUCGGUCAUGCCAAUGGCCGGAAACAGUGACUCACAAUAUCUCCCGGUACCUGAUCCAGCAUACAGCUUCAGCUUUACGUGUGGUGGGCAACGGACGUACACUAAGGACACCCUUGAUAGAUAUGUUGAUAAAGCGCUUGGCAGAAUGAAUUCAGGUGGAACCGUCUAUACAACCCAGGCGUUCCAAUUUACUCGCCCAGGACCAUACUAUAUAACUUACAUCCAUCCUGAUAGAGAUGUCUACAGAACUCAAUUUAACAGAGAGGAACACGUCAUAUUUGAUAGAGAAGGGUUUAUUAUGGGAGGAAUGACAUACGAAGCAGUUAACAGCGUGCCAAAAUAUGUGGCCUGUCGAUUUUCUAGUUCAACUAGAUUCAUGUAG
Molecule: messenger RNA, 432 nt
Organism: Blumeria graminis f. sp. triticale
Lineage: Eukaryota; Fungi; Ascomycota; Leotiomycetes; Helotiales; Erysiphaceae
Source: the annotation of a GenBank genome assembly